Priapulus caudatus is the source of this 3642-nucleotide messenger RNA. RefSeq lists its product as uncharacterized. Lineage: Eukaryota; Metazoa; Priapulida; Priapulimorpha; Priapulimorphida; Priapulidae. Gene Ontology annotation, biological process: DNA integration. The coding region runs from base 1 to 3504 and encodes 1167 amino acids. The transcript is spliced from 3 exons. Gene Ontology annotation, molecular function: nucleic acid binding. The record is from RefSeq and is a predicted model, not a curated record.
AUGGAAACUCUUCGUGCAAUGGGCAGCAUCGGUGAAAUCGACACGCAAAGAGGGCUUGUAAAAAUCGUGGAUCGAUUGCCGUUCCAUUUACAAACACGUUGGCGCGGGCAGGCAGUAAAUGCCUACGAGGCUACUGGUCAUUAUCCGGACAUUGUCAGCUUGGUGGAUUUCGUAGUCAGGGCUGCCAGGGAAGCUAAUGACCCUGUAUUUGGGUAUGUCUCUGAAGCUAGGAACAAUGGCCGCAAGGAAGUCGAGGUAAGACAAGGAAGUUCUUUCGCCGUUGUAGGAGUCGGCACCGACAGCGGAAGGUAUAGCUCAAGGGACAAUCAGUCUAACAGGUUCACCAAUGUGACCUGUCCUAUGUGUCAUGCCGGGCACACACUAUUCGGAUGCAGUCGGUUUAAGGCGAAAAAUCCCGAUGAACGUUUGAAAUUCAGCAGGGACAAUAGACUGUGUGAUAACUGCCUUAAACCUGGGCACUUUGCCUCAAGGUGCCUACUUCAACGACACUAUCAGCUCGCAGUGCCUUUCAAAUCGCCGUCACCCGAUCUAGCAAACAACCUGUUUGUUGCUCGUCGACGCCUAGACUUGCUUGGUAAGAAACUGUCAAAGAACUCUGAUCUCUACGAUAGAUAUCGUAACGGGAUGGAGGACUUGUUAGUCAAAGGAUUUGCGGAAAAGGUACAGGAUGAGGGCAUCAACACUAGCUCGGGAAAAACCUGGUACAUUCCGCACCAUGCCGUCAUCAAUCCUAAUAAGGAGAAACUACGAAUAGUUUUCGAUUGCGCGGCUCAGUUGAAUGGAAAAUCACUCAACUCUGAAGUCUAUCAAGGCCCAGAUUUUACAAACAAGUUGGUUGGAGUCUUGUCGCGAUUUCGGCAAUCUGAGGUGGCGCUGAUGGCAGACGUGGAAGCCAUGUACCACCAGUCUGUCGAUGAUAGUGAGAGGGCUAUACAUCUCGUCAACCAGCUGUCUGCUCUCCUGUCCAGAGGUGGCUUCAGGUUGACCAAAUGGAUGUGCAACAACCGGAUCGUCAUCGAAUCGAUACCCCAGGAAGAGCGAGCCAAGACAGUGAAGGAUUUAAACCUUGACGAACAAGUUCUGCCCACAGAACGUGCCCUGGGGGUUACUUGGAACGCUGAAUCUGACAAACUGGGGUACAGGAUAAAGAUGAAGGAAAAGCCUCUGACUCGGCGUGGCAUACUGAGUGUGGUCAGCUCGAUUUUCGACCCACUGGGUUUGGCUAGUCCAGUGGUCCUACCUGCUAAGAACUUUCAAGACUUGUGUCGCCGCCAAGCAGGCUGGGAUGAACCGAUCACAGAAAACGAACAACGGAGAUGGGAGGCCUGGGUCAAAGGCAUCAAUAAUUUGGAGCAGUUCAGCGUCGACAGGUGCAUCAAACCAAAAGGUUUCGGGCAAGUCAUCAGCUGCCAGUUGCACCACUUCUGUGAUGCAUCAGAGAGUGGUUACGGAGCUGUCUCGUACGUACGCCAGGUGACCCACGAGGGAAAGGUACAUUGCUGUAUUCUUAUGGCAAAGGCCAGACUGUCACCCAAAUCAAUGAUGACGAUACCUAGACUCGAGCUACUGGCAGCUGUGGAGGCUGUAAAAUUGAGCAAAAUCUUACAGCGGGAACUCGAGAUCAAAAUCGAUUCGACAACGUUUUGGACCGAUAGUAUGUUGGUACUGCAGUACAUAUGCAAUGAAAGUAGACGUUUCAAAACAUUUGUGGCGAAUCGUGUGGCUCUGAUACGCGAGAGCACAGACCCCUCACAGUGGAGGCACGUUGACACUGAGCAAAACCCGGCUGACGACGCGUCGCGUGGUUUGACUGCAGCUGAAAUCAUCGCAUCGCGGAGAUGGACUCGCGGACCAGACUUUCUCUGGCAGAAUGAAAUGACAUGGGAAACCACUGUGGAUCUGGCCGUGGACUUAAAUGAGAGCGACUCGGAACUCAAGAAAGCUCAAACGUUUGCUGUGACCGUUGGCACUGUCGAGCACGGGUUGGAUCGUCUCAUGUCACAGUACUCGUCAUGGGAACAGUUACGUCGAGCGGUGGCAUGGUUUCUUCGAUUGAGGAAACGGUUACUGCGCAAAGGAAAGGGUGACGACGCCAUCGACAAUGAACGUGGGAACUUGUCAGUCGCAGAAAUAAAGGACGCUGAGCUGAGUUUAGUCAGGUACACACAGUCGAUAGCAUAUCGCCACGAGAUCAAUAUGCUGCGAAACGGCAAGGAGCUUCAGAAAUCAAGCAGGCUGUAUCAACUCGAGCCUCACCUAAAUGCUGAUGGAACUCUGCGUACUGGUGGCCGGCUGGGUGAUGCGCCGAUACCGGAGGUGCAGAAGCAUCAACACAUAAUACCAUGUGACUCUGUCAUAGCCAAGCUACUGAUCCAGCAUUCUCACGAACUCUCUGGGCACUCUGGGAGAGAAUAUACACUAGCUCUGCUGAGACAACAAUUCUGGUUAACCAAAGCACGCAUAACUGUAACCAGAAUUCUUGCAGAGUGCCGCCAUUGUCGACGUAGGAAGGCAUCACCUGCUCUGCAAAGGAUGGCCGACUUACCCAUGGAUCGUGUUACACCAUACGAACCGGCGUUCACAUACGUCGGUGUGGAUUACUUCGGGCCAUUUAUGGUCAAGCGUGGGCGAUCGGAGGUAAAGAGGUACGGGUGUCUCUUUACAUGUCUGAUCAUAAGAGCCAUCCAUAUUGAGGUUAGUUUUAGCCUCGAUACUGACUCUUUCAUCAACGCCCUUCAAAGAUUUAUUAGUCGCCGAGGCAAGCCGAAAAGGAUAAGAUCGGACAACGGGACUAAUUUUACUGCUGGCGAGAAGGAGUUACGUGAAGCCAUUGAUAAGUGGAAUCAGGACAAAAUCGAUCGGUACCUGGUUCAAAAGGGAAUCGAGUGGCAAUUUAAUCCCGCUGCUGCGUCGCAUAUGGGCGGCGUAUGGGAACGGCAAAUUCGUACGGUUCGCAAGGUGCUGAACUCUACCGUACAUGAGCAGACUGUCGGUGAUGAGGAACUCAUGACUUUGAUGUGUUUGGUCGAGUCCAUCGUAAAUGGAAGGCCAAUGACCACCAUAUCGGACGACGUGAGGGACUUGGAACCCCUUACCGCUAACCAUCUGUUACUGCUGCGUCCGGGCGUCACUCUGCCGUGUGGAGUUUUCGUCGAGCGCGAUAUUUACCGCAAGAAAUGGCGUCAGGUCCAAUAUCUAGCUGACCUGUUCUGGAAACGGUGGGUGUCCGAAUAUCUGCCCACACUCCGCCGUCGAUCAAAGUGGACCGAGCCUCAGGAGAACAUCAAGGUUGGCGACAUAGUUCUUGUCGCGGAUUCGUCAACUCCUCGUAACUUGUGGCCUCUUGCGCGUGUCAUGCAGGUCUAUCCUGGCAAGGACGGACUUGUCAGAUCUGCUACUGUCAAAACUAGGACUGCAGCAUUGUCUAGGCCGAUACAUAAGCUAUGUCUGUUAGAAUCGGUGGAAGAUCGUCAAGGGGAUUAGCUGAGAUCAACAAGGACACGGAUUGACGCAAUGUGGUGGAACCGUGAAAAUCUAAUUUCUUCAUUGCUGUCCCCUGUGCAGUAUGGUUCGUCUGGUGCUAUUUAAGGCAGCUCAGUGUAAGUUGUAUCAUUUAUCAUG